AUGUCCAAAGAGUGUCGGAUUGUAAACGGCGGUGGCGACGGCGUCGUCGGCGGAUUUGUGAACAACUGUGAGCAGGUGCUUGAUGACCAAAACGAAAUGGUGAUGGCCGCGUCUAAGACCGCUAAGGUCUCUGGCAGCGAUCGGACAUUAGCCUCCAUCAACCACCGCAUCUGCCCACUGUCGUCCAAUGACUUGGAUAAACUCAAGGACUUUUCAAUCGAAAAUCACAUGUCAAUAGAAGAGAACACAAAAUCUAUCACCCUGAAAAGUGAAGAGUUAUUACAGUUGACAAAAGAAGUGGAUAUUAUUAAACAAAAGUUGGCGUUACAUAAUCAAUAUAUACCUAAAAUAGCUGCUAGAGAGAAAAACUUGGAUGUUUUACCAAUCAUACCAGUUUCUUCAACAUGCUCAUCUGGCAUGAAAGAUUUGACUUCGACUGGACUACAAGAUCAGCAAGAACAACAGGGCAUUAAACCUAAAAGGCGAAGGAUUUGUCAAGCUGCUACUGAACAACCGAACCCAGAUCCAUUAAAACCCAACCAGACUAAACAGUCGAGAACUAGGAUUACACGACCUAAAUCAGCUAAAAUAAGAAAAAUGCAGGAAUUGUUUUUGGUCACAGCAGAUGAUGCAUAUUACACAUGCCUAGGAAAUUAUGAUUCUAUAAAAGAUGAACCAGUUUCCAAAAAUAUUAAUAGUAAUUUAGAAAUACCAAGAUGGAGGGUUAAAACAUAUUCUAGUUUGUAUUCUAUGGAAGGCACAGAAAAUAUGUCCGAUAAUAUUUUUGAAAACAGACACUAUAGACUUGAAAAAAUUGAACAAAAAUGUAAAAGAUGGGAUUUGCAACGAGUGAGGGAAUUAAAACGAGUAGAGUAUUUAAAGGAAGGUCGUAAUAAACAACAUUCAAAGAAAUCAAAUAAUAAGAAACAAUUGACAACUUUACUGCCCAGUCCAUCAAAGAUUAAAGCAAUUGAAAUCACAGAUAAAUUACUCAUGUCUGCAUUUGGCAUCAAUUUAUAUAUUAAAAAGAAACAUGAAAUUCAAUGGUGUAAUAAUGGGUCUCAAGCGCCAAAAGGAUGCAACAUACGUGGACUUCGUUCUUCAGGUUGUAGUGCAUUUUAUGACACCGUUUAA
Molecule: messenger RNA, 1134 nt
Organism: Acyrthosiphon pisum (pea aphid)
Lineage: Eukaryota; Metazoa; Arthropoda; Insecta; Hemiptera; Aphididae
Product: male-specific lethal 1-like 1
Exons: 6
Coding region: 1-1134 (377 amino acids)
Cellular component (GO): MSL complex
Molecular function (GO): chromatin binding
Source: RefSeq, a predicted model, not a curated record